This is a messenger RNA of Papilio polytes (common Mormon), 893 nucleotides long. RefSeq lists its product as uncharacterized. The transcript has 3 exons. NCBI's taxonomy places the organism in Eukaryota, Metazoa, Arthropoda, Insecta, Lepidoptera, Papilionidae. The record is from RefSeq and is a predicted model, not a curated record. The coding region runs from base 12 to 437 and encodes 141 amino acids.
CAACACUCGACAUGAGCAAAGAAGACCGUAUGAAGAUGACAAAAUCCUCGUCUCUGCUGCGAGAGGGUGCUGUGUGGGUGUCGGGCUUCAACGGGAAGUUGAUGCGGAUCUCCGAAAAAAGAGCUGAUAUCGAGAAGAGCUCCUUCACAAUACAAUCUUGCAUUCCUAUGAUGGGUCGUCACUUUUUUUACAAAAUGUCACCUAGAACGAGGUGCACGGCCGACCAGCUGUUGCCUUGGUUCCCGAUCGCCGACUCCGGACGUACGAUCGCUGUUGGUCUCAUAAUUCAAGGCCAAUUGGCGUUUAAUAAGAGGACUAAAAAAAAUUGGUUCGAAAAGCCGUAUCGUGCUGAUGUUAAGGUCGUUAUCACCAGUGGUCCCCAGUGCUAUUACGAUGCAGCCGACAGCCCCGGAGUAGUGGCUCUUCACAUCUACUAGGUGGAUAAACCCUGGACCAUCGGGUGCGAUGGAAAUUAAAUCAUCCCCAAACCCUAUGGAUUAUCAAAUUUUGUAAUAAAAUCAAUUAAUACCUUGCAAUUAUGGCUUCCGCAAAUCCACGAGUGGCGCGUAUUUAUGUUACUCUAGUACUCAAGUUUUUAGACAAAUAAAAUAACGAAUAUAUUCUAAGAGGCAUAUUCAUUGACAUUAAAACAUUUUUGCUGUAUGACAAGGUGGCAAACAAGCGAGCGGCCACCUGAAUUGGCCGAAAAGGUGAAGCGCCCGCUGCUCCUCAGCAAAUGCAGAUGAGAUACCUGCCUUUAAUCGGCAACAACGUACAUAGAGGAUAUUUCCCAUUGUUAUGAGUCUCCUUUACCGUCAAAUCCACUUUCUUUUCCCAUUCAAAGUACUAAAAUAAGGCCUCCGGCACGCACACUUAUCGACGAAAUGCGGAAU